This is a messenger RNA of Neocloeon triangulifer, 4063 nucleotides long. RefSeq names its product 3'-5' RNA helicase YTHDC2-like. The record is from RefSeq and is a predicted model, not a curated record. The coding region runs from base 134 to 3973 and encodes 1279 amino acids. The transcript has 15 exons. Gene Ontology annotation, cellular component: intracellular anatomical structure. NCBI's taxonomy places the organism in Eukaryota, Metazoa, Arthropoda, Insecta, Ephemeroptera, Baetidae. Gene Ontology annotation, molecular function: helicase activity; protein binding; RNA binding.
UGUUAUGUUUUUAAUUUCACGAGUUGAACCUUUGAUGUCGAAUCGAGUUUUGCAUGCAGCAACAAGAAAAAUUCGAUCACCACUAAACUACGGUCCUUUUCCUCCCUUUCCUCUGCCACUAGUUUGAGGCAAAAUGCCGCGGAAAAAACAGCGUCCUGGGAUGGCAAUAGGCAAUACCAUCGAAGAAGAGGUAAAAAUGGCCGUUGGAAUGACCGUGCGGCAGUUCUUGAAUGACCACACUCGGAUGGAGCACUCUUUCCCUUCGUCUCUCACGAGAGAACAACGAGCUUUUGUGCAUCAGUUGUCGGAACAGCACAACUUGAAGUCCAAGAGCAGAGGCAAAGGACCAAAUCGGUUCCUCACAAUCUUCAAAAGGGAUGGCUCCACCAUUAUUGGUGACGACGCCACACUGCCCUUGGGAGCCACUUCUAUUGAUGAAAUUCAACGGCUGCUGUCUCGUUAUCCUGUCACUCCAAAAGAGAGGCAGGAGGUUGCACCCUACGUUGAUCGAGAUGCGGAAAGACGUAUGGAGGCAAUGGUUCGUACUGCAGUCAGUGAGGCAAAGAAAGAUGCCGCCUGUCGCAUUCUUGGUCGUUUGUCAAGCACUGUGGCCCAAGUGCCACCUCAGGCUAACCCCAGUCCAGAGAUUGUUCUCCAGAGAGCUGCUCUGCCAAUUACUGUUUACCAAGAUGAGAUCCUGAACGCGAUUGCUGCUAAUCAGGUGACCAUCAUCUGCGGUGAGACUGGCAGUGGCAAAACCACUCAGGUACCGCAGUACCUGCUCGAACAGGCCACGGCCACUGGAAAGGCCUGCAGAUUGAUCUGCGGACAGCCCAGACGCAUUGCAGCAGUCAGUGUUUCGGAAAGGGUGGCUGCCGAACGUGGGGAAGAACUUGGAACAACUAUUGGCUACCAAGUUCGUCUUGAGAGCAAGACUUCACCCCGUUCAGUUCUGACGUAUUGCACUUACGGAGUGCUCUUGCGUUCCCUGAUGGCCGGAGAUACCGCUCUGGCCUCUGUGAGCCACGUAAUUGUGGACGAAGUGCACGAGAGGGACCGCCACUGUGACUUUCUACUGCUUGUCCUCAGAGACAUGCUAGCUAGAUGCAGAGGCCUUCGUCUGGUGCUCAUGUCUGCCACUGCUGAUCUCAAUGUGCUCACCACCUACUUCAGAGGAGCCGUUGUUGUCAAUGUUCCUGGCAAGCUUUAUGAUGUGGAGGAGUUUUAUCUCGAGGAUAUCUUGCGACUCACUGGAUAUGAAGGCGCUGGUGACUCAAAACGCAAGAAAUCAGAAGCAGUUGAUGCCAAAUUAAUAAAUCAAAUUGACGAAGUAAUGGAGGCUGCUUGGAACGAUGGCAGUGACCAAAACUUUGGUCUUCUUCUUGCUCUACUGGAGGGUCGAACAGUCGACCAUCGACACACUUACACCCAGGCUACAGCCUUGAUGAUUGCUGCAGCUAAGAACAGACCUGACGUUGUUGCCCAACUCCUCUCAAAAGGAGCAGAUCCGUCAGCCACAGCAUUCAACGAUUUCACUGCCUUGGAGUUUGCAGUUGAGGGCGGUUAUGACGAGGUGGCCACCUUGCUGAAGAACCACGCCGAAUCAGGAGUCGUUGUCUGCCGCGACCAACAAAUACUGGAGUCAUACCAGAAGGACAAUGCCACUGCUGAGGAAAACAUAGACCACAAACUAGUGGCUGCUUUAGUUGCCCAUUUGUCUGCAAACUCAGGACCAGGAGCCAUUUUAGUAUUUUUGCCAGGAUAUGAGGAUAUUGUAGAGGUGGCUGAAAAAGUCAAUGAGGCCAUGGGCCCUUUACAAAUACAAUACAGGGUUUUCAUGCUUCACUCCAACAUGCAGAUGUCGGAGCAAAAGCAAGCAUUUAAAGUUAUGAAAGACAGAAAGAUUGUGUUGGCCACAAACAUUGCAGAGACCAGUAUUACCAUUGAAGACGUAGUUUACGUCAUUGACUGUGGCAAAUUGAAGGAGAAAUCGCUUGAUGCAGGAAGUGGAAUUUGUCAACUUCGAUGCACUUGGAUUUCUAAGGCUUGUGCCAAACAAAGGUGUGGUCGGGCCGGUCGUCUUCAGCCUGGCCAGUGCUUCAGAAUGUACUCCAAGCAGCGUUUCCAGUGGUUCAUGACCCACGCUACUCCAGAAAUUCUUCGUUUGCCGUUGCACGAACUCUGUCUGGCUGCCAAACUUCUUGCUCCCUUCAACACAUCGAUAGCCGACUUUCUAGCAAAAGCCCCAGAACCUCCACCUCCUCUGGCCACCAGGAACGCGGUCAACCUCCUCAAAUUGACUGACGCUCUCACUCCGUGUGAAGAUCUCACAGAACUUGGACAGCAUCUAGUCAACCUUGCUGUUGAGCCUCGAUUGGGAAAGUGUCUGCUCUUUGCAAUCCUUUUGCGCUGUUUGGAUCCUGUGCUCACCAUUGUAUGCACUCUGGCCCAUAAGGAGCCUUUCCAACUUCCCUCAGUACCUUUCUUGAGACAUAAAGCUCAUGAAGCAAAGCGCCAAUUGUCAGCUGGCUCUUUCAGUGAUCACAUGACUUUCCUCAGAGCUUUCCUACUCUGGCAAGAAUCUCGUUCAAAAAAUCGUGAACGUCGAUUUUGCGAGCAGCACUUCAUCUCUCAUGCAGUUCUUGAGAUGGUGACUGGCCUCCGAUCUCAGCUGCUGGGCCAGUUGCGCGCCUCAGGAUUUGUCCGAACACGGGGUGGUGGUGAUUUGCAUGAGCUGAACCAGUUUUCUGACAACUGGGCCGUCAUCAAAGCUGCCCUUACUGCUGGUCUGUACCCUAAUUUGGCCAGAGUUGAUAGGGUUCACCAGCAGUUACGAACACGAACUGAGUCACGGGUGAGAUUCCACCCAAGCAGUGUUCUUCGUGAUGGAAACGACCACAAUACCACCUUGGCCGAAUUACCCUCUGACUGGGUGCUGUAUGAGGAAAUGGGCAGGGUUGGUCGAAUGUGCCAUGCCAGAACCUGCACAGUCGUCAGCCCAGUCACAGUUUUCCUUAUGGCUGGACCUUCUCGAAUGGCAUAUGAUCCCCAAUUUGACGGAGAAGCUGACGAGGCUCGUUGUCAACUUGCAGCAGAACUAGAGAGUGACAGCGAGAAUGAGGACGAGCCAAAUCGCACUUUGCUGCGACUGGAUGAGUGGGCCUCCUUCCGUCUUGACCCAUCUCACGCGCGGGCAUUGGUGCAGCUGAGACAAAAGCUUCACUCUUUGUUCCUUAGAAAGCUGAAAGGACCUACAGCUCAAAAGGCGCCAAGCCAGGGAGAUGACCUUGUGGUCCGAUGUGUCGUUGCAGUUCUCUCUGCUGAAGACAAGGCCCUUAAAUUUCCUCAGCCUCUUGGAAUCGGUCAAAAACCCAGAACCUUUGACUUCAGUCGACCCUCUGAGCGCUCCACUGAUUCUAGCUCUGCUACUUCCUCUCCUUGCUUGUCUCCAAACUCAGACUCCUCUCACACAUCCGACUCCCCCAUUCGCUACCUGGUGAUCAAGAAUGGUACUUUGCAAUUGCUGCACGAGGCUGUUGCGGCCACAAGAUGGACCUUUGCUCCUAACACCCUUCGUUCCAUCACCAAAGCACAGAGAGAAGGCAAAACUGUGGUGGCCGUCUUCAGCAUUCAGGGCAGUGGAGGAUUUCAAGGCUACGCAAGACUCGGCCGACCUGAGGUGGCCACCUGUCCUCUCCAGUGGCUCAAAGUAGGAGAUGUCCCAUUCCAGUUGGCUAGGCAUUUGCACAAUCCAUGGCACAACAAUCAGAGAGUCCAGCACAGCCGAGACGGCCAGGCUCUGGAGCCAAGAGUCGGAGAAGCUCUCUGUCAGCUUUGGGAUCGCCUCCCACCACACCCUGCAACUCUUCCCAUGCCGCACUUCAUGCAACCUGAACAUAUCCCUCAAUCAUACGGCGGUCGCGCAAUCAGAGGAAAUUUUGACCCUUACAGACCUAGAGGUAAGUUUUAUUAAGCUCGUUCCUCAAUCAUUUCUUUUCAUCUGUUCUGAUCAAGCCAAUAAAAGGCAGUGAUACUCUCAUUCUGUUUAAAAAUCAUUUGCUUC